AUGGAUGCCGAGACUAUGUCCAACAAGUCGACGCGCGUGGGGUACAAAAAGUCCCGAAACGGAUGCACGCGCUGCAAGAAGCGUCGUGUCAAGGCAUCUUGUGUCAGACACAAAGUCUGGUGCAGUCUCCAAUCGGCAGCAGAUCACCACGACACCCUCCCACCUACACGUUCCCUGCGACCGCCAAACCCCAGCGUAUCCGGCAACAGUCCUUCUUCUACUACUUCUUUACUUUCUGGCUCUUUGUUUUCCAAUCCUCUUGAGGAACCCGACUGCUGGGUGUCUACCGCCGAGCUCAUGCUGCACUACACCACCGUCACGUACAAGACCAUGGUCUUUUCUGACAACACCACGGCAACGUUUCAACAACGCAUGCCACAAGCAGCUCUCCCGUUUCCCUUCUUUCUUCGUCAAAUUCUUGCUUUUUCCGCCUACCACCUCGCUCAUCUUCACCCCGAGCGACGACAAUUCUAUCUCUUACAAGCUACCAAACACAUAAACGCUUCUAUACGAGGCAUCAGAGAAGCCCUCUCUGAGGAAGUCACCGCUAAAAAUUGCCACGCUUUGUACGGCAGUACGACCUUUGUCGUUGUCAAUAAAUUUGCUGCGUUUCCCAACUGCGACGCUUUUCGCAGUCAUGGGUGUUCUCUGCCAGUGCAGAGUCUGAUGGAGAUUUUCUCUCUAGUGAAUGGUAUGGAAGCUGUACUAAAUUCCCCAGGCGCUGCAGACCUUGCCCAUGGUCCUCUGCAAGAGCUCUUUUGCGAGACGACGCAAGUCCACCCGACAAGUCAUCUCCUCAACGGUCUCUCUGCACGAUUACCAGAUCUUGCGCGCAGGAUCUCGUCCGACUACAUGGAAGAGCAAUGCCGUACUGCGUUGAGUUCAGCGGUAGAGUCCAUCACCAGUUGUGUAAACGAUUCACUGCGAGAACUAAACAAAGCGUCGCCUCCAGAGUUGAGAAUUAUAUUCUGGUGGCCGAUGACUGUGUCGAGGGAUUUUCUAGAUCUAGCAGUAUCUGGCCAUCCAUUGGCUCUCGUUAUACUCGCUUACUAUGAUAUCCUGCUGUUUUGGGGUGAAUCGCAGUAUUGGUUCUUUCAGGACUGGGCGGAGAACCUUAUUACUGCGAUUGUGGACAAGGUGAGGGGAUCGCAGUGGGAGGAUUUGCUGGGUUGGCCGGUUGAGGUGAUACUCAAUAGUCAGUAG
This is a messenger RNA of Fusarium graminearum PH-1, 1203 nucleotides long. RefSeq lists its product as uncharacterized. The record is from RefSeq and is a predicted model, not a curated record. The coding region runs from base 1 to 1203 and encodes 400 amino acids. Gene Ontology annotation, molecular function: DNA-binding transcription activator activity, RNA polymerase II-specific. The transcript has 2 exons. Lineage: Eukaryota; Fungi; Ascomycota; Sordariomycetes; Hypocreales; Nectriaceae. Gene Ontology annotation, biological process: regulation of transcription by RNA polymerase II.